Molecule: messenger RNA, 369 nt
Organism: Daucus carota subsp. sativus
Lineage: Eukaryota; Viridiplantae; Streptophyta; Magnoliopsida; Apiales; Apiaceae
Source: the annotation of a RefSeq genome assembly
AUGAUUCAACCCCAGACCCUUUUGAAUGUAGCAGAUAACAGCGGGGCUCGAGAAUUGAUGUGUAUUCGAAUCAUAGGAGCUAGCAAUCGUCGAUAUGCUCAUAUCGGUGACGUUAUUGUUGCUGUGAUCAAAGAAGCAGUGCCAAAUAUGCCCCUAGCAAGAUCAGAGGUGGUCAGAGCUGUAAUUGUACGUACUUGUAAAGAACUCAAACGUGAUAACGGUAUGAUAAUACGAUAUGAUGACAAUGCUGCGGUUGUCAUUGACCAAGAAGGAAACCCCAAAGGAACUCGAAUUUUUGGUGCAAUUGCCCGUGAAUUGAGACAGUUAAAUUUUACUAAAAUAGUUUCAUUAGCUCCGGAGGUAUUGUAA